Capsella rubella is the source of this 1181-nucleotide messenger RNA. RefSeq names its product probable mediator of RNA polymerase II transcription subunit 19b. The coding region runs from base 278 to 913 and encodes 211 amino acids. Gene Ontology annotation, molecular function: transcription coregulator activity; transcription factor binding. The transcript is spliced from 7 exons. Lineage: Eukaryota; Viridiplantae; Streptophyta; Magnoliopsida; Brassicales; Brassicaceae. Gene Ontology annotation, biological process: positive regulation of transcription by RNA polymerase II. The record is from RefSeq and is a predicted model, not a curated record. Gene Ontology annotation, cellular component: mediator complex.
UCCAUUGUCGAAACUCGAAACGCACCUCUCCUCUCCUCUGCUCUCUCCUUGUCAAACCCUAAAUUACUUGGUCCUUCCUCUCUUCCUCGAUUCACUGCCAAACAAAUUCACGCGGGAAAUCGAAGACCACGAGCUUAACCCGUUUUGCUGAUUAAGAGUUUCUAUAUAUCUCUGGUCGCUAUAAGGGCGAAUUGCGAUGAGAUCUGCCUUGUGAAAAAACAAUAUUCCAAUUGGGUUCUUUCUACGAAUUGCAGUUUGAUCUAAAACAAAAAAAAUUAUGGAAUCAGAUAGCGUUAAGUUUGGAGGUCCGAGAGAAGUGGGUGGUGCUGUAGAUCUUAUAACGCAAUACAAGCUGUUGCCACACCAUGAAUUCUUUUGCAAGAGGUCCCUUCCUGAGUCACUUUCAGAUGCUCAUUAUCUUCACAAUUUGGUGGGAGACACUGAGAUUAGAAAAGGAGAAGGGAUGCAAUUGGAUCAGCUUCUUCCCAAUGCAUCACUUGGCCGGGAUACUAUUGCUCGCAUCCAACCUUUUGUUCUAGAUGAACUUAAAGAGGCUUUUGAGCUUAAUGACACUGCUCCUGUUGAAUUGCCUCUGGCAGAGAAGGGAGCUCCUACCAUUGCGUCAAAAUCGAAAAGUGAGUCAAAAGAUAAGGACAGGAAGCAUAGGAAACAUAGAGACAAGAACAAGGAGAAAGAUAGGGAACAUAAGAAGCACAAACACAAGCAUAAAGAUAGGAGCAAAGAUAAGGAUAAAGACAAGGAUCGAGAUAGAAAGAAGGAAAAGAGUGGACACCAUGAUAAGAAAAGGAAAAGCAAUGGGGAUGCAGAUCUUGAUGAUGUUCAGAGGCACAAAAAGAGUAAGCAUAAGAGCUCAAAGCCUGAUGAGAUGGGAGCGAUGAAGCUUGCUGGCUGAAGCAAUGGACAAUCUCGUUUUUGUAUUGCACACCUCAAUACGGUUGUGGAGAGGUUUACUUAACUCACUGGUGACAAAUUUGUUAGGUACAAUGUCUAAAAAAAAUAAAAUACAUUGUGGGAGGGACGAAGCAAUCAAAGUUUGGGGAGAAGAAUCACAACUUGUAUUAUAAUUUGAUUUGGUGGCACGCUUUGUACAUUUUGUUGUGAACAAGUUAUGAAGUUUAUCCAUUUUAGUGACUAUUUUAAUAGAAAUAUUUUGAGCUACA